Planococcus citri (citrus mealybug) is the source of this 611-nucleotide messenger RNA. Its product is annotated as ubiquitin-like FUBI-ribosomal protein eS30 fusion protein. The record is from RefSeq and is a predicted model, not a curated record. Gene Ontology annotation, molecular function: structural constituent of ribosome; protein binding. Gene Ontology annotation, biological process: translation. NCBI's taxonomy places the organism in Eukaryota, Metazoa, Arthropoda, Insecta, Hemiptera, Pseudococcidae. The transcript is spliced from 5 exons. Gene Ontology annotation, cellular component: cytosolic small ribosomal subunit; ribosome. The coding region runs from base 171 to 566 and encodes 131 amino acids.
CUGGCAACACUGAGUCUCAUCUUCGAAAAAAAAAUCGAUCUGAACUUUUGAUCUGUGGAAUUCUUUUUCACUUGUAAACUGAUAAUCAAAUGAUCUGAACUUUUGGAAGCUGUUUUAAAGCUUUUUAAUAGCUUAAAUCUUCGUUAAAUGAGCAAUUAAAUCUUUCAAAAAUGUUGACCGUAGAAAUCAGAGGACAAAACAAACACCAGCUCGAAGUUGCUGAAACCGAUAGCAUCAGCGGUAUCAAACAUGUCAUCUCGCAACUGGAAAAUGUACCAGCUACCGAAAUCUUGCUGUAUAGCUCCGGAGCUCCUCUUUUAGACGAUAUGUAUGCAUCGCAAUUGCCAACUUUGACUAUUGACGUUUGUGUACCGUUGUUGGGAGGUAAAGUUCACGGAUCUUUAGCUCGUGCCGGUAAAGUAAAAGGACAAACGCCGAAAGUUGAAAAACAAGACAAGAAAAAGAAGAAAACUGGUCGCGCUAAAAGACGUAUGCAAUACAACAGACGAUUCGUUAACAUCGUACAAACAUUCGGAAGAAGAAGAGGUCCUAAUGCCAAUUCGUAAUUGUUAUGAUGAAUGAUUUGUAAAUAUAGCUUUUUACGAAGUUUC